Messenger RNA from Motacilla alba alba, 4938 nucleotides. RefSeq names its product neutrophil cytosolic factor 4 (gene NCF4). The record is from RefSeq and is a predicted model, not a curated record. Gene Ontology annotation, biological process: superoxide anion generation; phagocytosis; respiratory burst. The transcript has 14 exons. Gene Ontology annotation, molecular function: superoxide-generating NADPH oxidase activator activity; protein binding; phosphatidylinositol binding. Gene Ontology annotation, cellular component: NADPH oxidase complex. The coding region runs from base 3129 to 4181 and encodes 350 amino acids. Lineage: Eukaryota; Metazoa; Chordata; Aves; Passeriformes; Motacillidae.
UCAAAGCAGACGCCCCCGCCCCUCCGUGGCGCCGCGGCCGUACGGGAGACGCGAAGGGGAAUUCUGCCUGGCAACUAAGGACGUCAUCGAGAGCCGGCUUGUUAUUGCGUAGAACACAGGGGGCCUUCGCCAUGGGGCUGAAAUGACCGUCCGGGGGCACGGCAGGAAAUGAUAAAAGUUACGGGCAAAAAGUUACGGGCUGCGGCGGCAGCCCCCAGGCGGGAAGAGGCGAGCGGGGGGGAGAAGCCUCCACUUCCGGCCCGUGAGCCCGCGGAACGCGAUGUUCGUGCGGAAGGGGCCUGGCUCCGUGCGCCUUGCUGCGCAUGCGCGGGCGCCGCGCGCUGUUCCGCGGCCUGCGGGGCCCUCGCGCCGGCCGCGGCGUUCGGCGCGCGCUGCCCCCGGGGCUCGGGCGGGAGCGGAGCGGCCCCGGGAGCCGCGCUUGGCUCCGGCGCCUUCAGUCCGCCACCGAGCCGGACCGGCGCGGCGGGAACAGGCGGCUUGUGAGGCCGCUGUCACCCCGUGGGAGUGGAGCUGCGCUCCUUCCCUGGCCGGGCCAGCAGCUGAUCCGCUCUCCUUUGCUCCAGUGCACUUUUCCUUGUGUUUGGCAGUGUUAAUGUAAUGUACUCACGGAGAAAGUUCUUUUGCUUGCUGAUUUCUUAGCUGCUUUCUCCUCCCCCCCCCCCCCCCCCCCCUUUGUUAAUUUUUGUAGCCUUUCACAUGCAGUGGGUUAAUUUCUUUAUUUAUUUGUUUUUCCAUAUUUUAAAAAUAUUUAUUUGAAGCUCUCCCUUGGCUACGAUUAAACUAUUUCUAUGCCCUGUGUUAUUCUUUGAACUGAUUUUCUGUGUUCCUUAAGCAGUCCAAGUGAGUGGAUUUGGGUGGGAGCCGAAAAAGAGGACCAAGAAGCUUCCUGGGUUUUCCCCUCCUUGCAAUGUCUUUGGAAGACCUGUGCCACCAGAAAGCAUGCCAUUAAUAGCAAUCCAUACCUUUUUUAGAGUAUAAGCUUUGCUUGGCUGUACUUUGGAUCGUUUAUUCUGGAACACAGAGUGUGCUUACUGUGGAAAGCAGUGAGUAAGCUUAGGAAGAAGAGAAUAAUCAAUAAUGCAUCUGUAUUUGGGCUAUAACAUUGGACAUUCCAAGGGUCGAAAAUAAAGUUUUCCAAGUUACAUUUUAAUGUCAACAUUUUAUUUUAAUGUGACUGCUUAGAAGGCAGCUCUUUUACCUUUCCUGGGAUGAAUUGCCUGUGACGUGUCUAGCCAGGCAAGCAAAUAACAUAAAAUCAAUGAGAACCUAUAGCUGAAUCAAAGGAGUCUUCUAUAUGCACAUAAAAUACCAUUGGGUAGAGCAUUUUUAUGUGAUAAAAACAUGAAGGGCACUUCACUAGCCUGAGUGAGCAGACUUCAAUUGUAGAUGAUGACUUGUAGUAAAAUAUUGUGAUGGAGUCACUACUGUUCCUUUAAAGGAAAAGAAAGAAUAAUCCCAGGUCUCAUUAUUACUUUUCCUGUUUUCCAUCCCCAAGUCUUCCAUUGCAUAAAACAGAUGUGGGCUGUUGAUGUUCUCCAUCGCUUAUGUCUAAAUAGCUUACCUCCUCUUUCAUCUUUUCUGCCUUCCACUCCACCCUGGGAGAAAUUCACUUGUCUCUGCGUCGCUCCAUUUUUGCAAUCUUUGCAUUAUCCUUUGUUGUCUAUUUGUAAUAUUGCCCCAGUUUACUGACAGGUCUCCAAGCGAAGGCUUUGAGGCUCCAUUAUGAUGUACUUGAGGUUUAUUGAUCGUGGCUGCAGUGUGGUGCUAUCCAUCAGCAUUUACUGAGGUCACAAACAUCCCCGGCAUUUUACACUGGGAUCGCUGCAACAGAAGGCAUAGAUUAUGUUGGAAGUGAGAUUUUCAUUGCUACUGAAAAUUUUUGCUUGGAAUCUGGAUAUCUCCUUCCUGCUUGCUGCUUUCAUAUUAGCACCCUGUUCCUUUAUCCCACCCCCUCAUUUCCUACCUCUGCAUGCAUGUGUGCACAGAACUCUUAAUGAAUUUGUAUCCUCUCUAUUUCUUCUGUCCUUUUACCCCACAAUAUUUUUUUUUACCCAAUCCAUCUUUUCCUCUGCUUGGCUUCUCACAGGUGUAAGUCGUUCCCCUACCAGCAUUGACAGUGAUAGAUUAAGGAUGGAAUUACUUAUCUGCACCUUGUAAUCCAAACAGAAUCACUGUCUGCUGUUAGCAGUCCACAGGGGUUGCUGCUGAAUAAAUUGGAAUGCUGGUAGCUGUGCUUGCUGAAGCUUCUCUCAUCUUGAAUACGUGAGAAAGAGGGGAAGAGGAAUCCUGUGGAUUUUAACAAAAGAAACACCCCAACUACAGAGGGUGAUGCCCUUAUCCUAGAGAAAUGUUUAUUAGGUUCAAUCCUGUAUUUAGCAGCUAAGGAGGAAUAGAACACUCUUUUCAUUCAGACAUUUAAUUUUUCCCUCAAAUGAAACAAGAUUAUUUUGAAUGGGAAAUGCCCCUUCUUUCAUGUGAGCAGGAAAAGUUUCCCUGAUAGCCACAGGGAAAUUUGAAAGUCGCAUUCCCUUAGGUAGUGGUCACAAACCAGCAGUCAACCUGCACGUGUGUCUGUGUGCCGUGCGUGGCUUGCAUUUCAUCCGGCUGCAGAAGGCAGCGAUAGUGGAACUGCAUCUCCAGCAGGAGUGGGAAGGAAUUUCAGACACCAGAUUCAUCAUCUUCUGACCACAUUGGUGGGAUGUGGAGGGGGUCUGACACUGCUCAGAAGAUGAUCAGGUCUUACAGGAACUGGCUGCAAGUUUUCAGCUCUUUGAAACUGCUUCAUUGGCCACACAUUCAAACUGAGGUGGGACAAGAGGUUGCCUAAAUGGAAGACUACAGGAAGGAAAUCUCUGCUCUUGCUACCUGUUCUAAACUUCUUAAGAGAAUGGACAGGCAUUCAAGUGUCAGCUCGCCCAGCAGCAUUCACCUGGGAUCCCCUCAGUCCCCUCACUGUCUGUUUUUGAUACAGUCAAGAGAAAGAAGAUUGGAGUGGAGAGAAUAGAGUGGUGUGGGGUGUUCUCCUUCUGGCAAUAUCAGCACCAAGGAAAAAGAACUGCCCAAGAAGUAGAGGAAUAGAUCUUAGUCAUCUGGAUUUAAGAAGAACAAUGUCUCUUCCCCGACAGCUGCGAGAAAAGAGUGAUUUUGACCAGCUUCCAGAUGAUGUACCUGUUUCAGCUAAUAUUGCAGAUAUUGAAGAGAAGAAAGGUUUUACUAAUUACUAUAUGUUUGUCAUUGAAGUAAAGCUCAAAGGUGGUGGCAGAUACCUGAUUUUCCGGCGCUAUCGUGAGUUCUAUGCCCUGCACACCAAACUAGAGGAGAGAUAUGGGCCAGAGAGCAGUAACAGCCCGUUUACCUGCACACUCCCUGUACUGCCAGGAAAAGUUUUUGUUGGUGCCAAAAAGGAAAUUGCUGAGAACAGGAUUCCUAUCCUAAAUGUCUACAUGAAGAAUCUGCUCUGCCUCCCUGCUUGGGUGUUGAUGGAUGAGGACGUUCGGCUAUUCUUCUACCACUCAACCUUUGAUGGUGAGCAGGUGCCUCACAGACUGAGACGGCUUCGCCCACGGACACGCCGAGUUAAGAGCAUUUCAGAUCAAGUGCCUGUUUUUGACCGCACCGCAGCUCCGCGGGCUGAGGCACUGUUUGAUUUUCCUGGAACCAAUAAACUGGAGCUCAGAUUCAAGAAGGGAGAUCUGAUCUAUCUACUCAGCAAAGUAAACAAAGACUGGUUGGAGGGAACUGCUGAUGGUACCACUGGGAUUUUCCCAUGUGCUUUUGUGAAGAUCAUAAAAGAUUUACCACAGCAGGAAGACACAGUUAAUAAAGUUCGCUGUUAUUACUAUGAUGAGACUGUGAGCACCAUCAGGGAUAUCUCAGUGGAAGAGGAUCUGAGCAGCAUUCCAUCGUUCAAAGAUCUAAUGGAACUGAUGAGGCAGGAGUUUAACCAAGAAGACAUUGUUCUGAAUUACCGGGACCCUGACGGUGAUCUGAUCCGCUUGCUCUCCGAUCAGGAUGUUGAACUCAUGGUGUCUCAGAGCAGAAGAAGUCCCUCUGAGAAGCACUUUUUCCCUUGGAAGUUGCACAUCACUCACAAAGAUGAUUUGGGUGUCUACAACACUAGUCCAGGAACAGGUGCUACUCAAACAGUAGGAGCAAUCUAAGAGCUACAUAGAUAUCCCUCUCUGCAGGCAGUUUCCUUCAACAUGUCUUUGAAGUGUCCUUGAAAUGAGUAAUUUUUAGUGAUUUAACCUUUCAGUGUUAAAUCUGUACUUAGUUAACUUCUUCAGCUUUUUAGCACACAUCUGCAAUACAGACAUCUACACAGAGACCAGAGAAAGUGAGGAAUAGAGAAAUAAAAUCACAGGCCAUGUUUACAAAGCAAAUCAGUGUCAGCCUGCCAUAGAGGUCUCCUGAGCCCCUAGACUUGCUCUAGUAUACACUCCCAAGGCUAGUUAUUUGUCCAGAAUAUAUUCAUAAGCUUUUUUUUUUUUUUUUUCUAGACUCCCAUAAAUUUCUCUUCAUUUGCUGAUCUGAAGGCUAGUGGGCCAUUGUGUAAUUAUUUCUCUUAUGUUGGAGUGUGACUGGGCAUUCAGAGUUUGUCCUAGGAGCAUCAAGAAAACUUUCAGUGAACAAACUGCAGCCCAUCUUAUCUUUCUUCUUUUCCACUGACCAGUAUAUUGAAUUUUGUGAAUCAAACCUAGUACACCUGUGGUGUUCCUUAUAGACCUUCAUAUAAUUGUACAAUCUACUUAUUUUCAUGUUCUGGGAAAAUGUGUAGGAUAUCUACUCAAACAACAGUUUCUUCUCUAUCUUCUGUUUUCUGACACUGCAUUCAAAGUAAAACUAACAAGAAAUUACUAUAUCAGAUUCUUCAACAAAUAAAGUUAAAUAUUAGUUUGUCAAUUUUUAUUUAAAAGU